Messenger RNA from Physella acuta, 1152 nucleotides. RefSeq names its product GRB2-associated-binding protein 3-like. Gene Ontology annotation, molecular function: signaling adaptor activity. Gene Ontology annotation, cellular component: cytoplasm. The record is from RefSeq and is a predicted model, not a curated record. Gene Ontology annotation, biological process: signal transduction. Lineage: Eukaryota; Metazoa; Mollusca; Gastropoda; Physidae.
AUGGCCUUAUCCAAAGUCCUCCACAAUGGCUGGCUGACUAAGUCCCCACCAGAGAAGAAGAUGAACCCGACCUUCAAGCUCUUCCGCUCCCAGUGGAAGAAACGCUUCUUCGUGCUACGUCAGAACACGCUCGACAGCAAGUACGAGCUGACCUACUACAAAGACCAGCAGUGCCUCACCAAGAAGGGCAGCGUCAACUUGGAGUCGUGUGAACAGGUCAUCGAGUCCCUGCAGUCGGACGUCUUCCCACAUCUCCUGGCCGUCAAGACGUACAAGAAAAACAAGCCCAGGACGUACUACCUCGCUGCGCAGGAUGAAGCCCAGAUGAAGCUUUGGAUCCACUGGCUUUGUCUCGUCUGUCACUUAAAAACAGAAACCCAGCCCCGGGAUAGUAUGUACCAGCCUUUCACUCAUCUUAAAAUUCAAAACGAGGUAUCUGAAUUAUCUCCAUUGCAUGUGUCGACUGAUAAUCUUGCUGAAGUCAGUUCACAAGAUGAGAACUCAAACCAAGAAGACAGUGCUGUUGACACCCCAAACGCCCAUUCACCACAGGUCAACUUACUAUCCGACGGAGACAUCAUGCGGUGUCUGUCCAAUUUUUCUUUACUCCUCAAUGAAUCAGCCCACAGCUCAUUGUCAGAGUUACUUGAACAGGACUUGAAUACAGUUCAUGAAACCCCAGCCAACUUGCCCUCUGUUCAUGAGUACUCCUCCAUAGAUCCAAUCUACUACAACUCUUAUCACGAAGACUCUAACAUACACCAAAGCGAGGCUGGACCUCACGACGAAACACCAGAUCCCACGUAUUACAAUAUUAUCUUCAGCGACGCACCUGAAACUUCUGGUGAGUCGCAAGAAAACGAAAACCCUGGAAGUUGUACAGAGCCUACAGGCAAAACAAAAUCACCAGACUACGUCCACAGUAAAGAGCCACACAUCUCAACACAUGAGCCAUACAGCGAUGUAAUGGAGGCAAGUACCACAACAAUAGAGCCGCCGCCUCUGUACACCAAGACAAAAAGAGCCAGUAUUUUAGCUCUAAGUGAUACUCACGUCCCAGACCUGAUCAGUGCCAUCUCACCUGAUCUACUACACACCUAUGGCUACGAUACCCCUCGCUCCAGCCAGCUAGCAAUACCUGAACAGGUAUAA